Penicillium antarcticum is the source of this 1659-nucleotide messenger RNA. RefSeq lists its product as uncharacterized. Lineage: Eukaryota; Fungi; Ascomycota; Eurotiomycetes; Eurotiales; Aspergillaceae. The record is from RefSeq and is a predicted model, not a curated record. The transcript has 6 exons. The coding region runs from base 1 to 1659 and encodes 552 amino acids.
AUGAUUCUGAACAACAUCGCAAGAUAUGCAUUCGUCGGUGCCAUUGCAGUCACCAGCGCCUCAGCCGCCCAAAUAACAAAGGGAUUGACAAAAAAUGCUCAAGAUCUGUUUGACUGGUCUAUGAAUGUCAAUGACAAGCGCUGGGAUGACUCGUAUAAGUACAUCUGGUACUCCGACAACGGCCCGUGGUCAACUCGCUUUACAGCAUGGUAUACCGCCGGACUACUGUACCGAAAUAAGGGUCAUGAUCUCAGUAACGCCAAGGCAGCUAUUGAGAAUAUCCUUACGUGCCAAAUGGCCGAGAGCUAUGACUCUGCUUGGUAUGGCACAUUCAAGCUUUCACCCGAUGAGCCCUAUCCAACUCCUGAUUCGGACUUGUACCCGCCGGAAAUCUAUAACACCUAUGACCCAAAUUGGAGAGAAUUCAUCGGGACUCAGCUUGUGCAAAUUGUGGAGGAGUUCUCCGAUCUUCUAGGGGACAGUCUCGUAUCGCGGAUCGAGGACAGUCUGGAAAUUGCAGCCGUUGGUUCUAUGCGCAGAAAUGGAUCCUACCCUGAAGGAGACAACCUGACACCAGCGUACUCAAACCCGGCUAUAAUGCGCGCAUGGUACGUUUCUUGGAUUGGCCAGCGCCGCAGCAACCAGACUUUCAUCGACUACGCAAAUGACCAGGGAAAGACUAUCCUGGAGCUGUUCAAGUCGACAGGCUCUAAUGUGCUGUCUGAAUACAAUGCACCCACGUACUACGGAAUGGAUACCUGGGCACUCGCUGGUGCCAUCAAAUAUGGACCUCAGGAUGCCGCCAUGACCAAGGAUGCUAAGAGUAUCUUGACGGAUCUGUGGGCAGAUAUUGCCGCGCAUUACAACCCUUACCUUGCGAACAUGGUUGGACCAUAUGACCGGGCCUAUACACGCGAUCUUGUUUCAAACUCGGCUGUCAUCGACUACUUCUGGUGGGGUCUAUACGGCUAUGGCGGGCCUCAGCCAACCAAAAUGGAAUCGGACUCCUUGUACGACAUCGCUCAGGGUGCAGCAUUGGCGCUCGUCAUGGACGUAGUUGGAGAGCACAUCUCGAAAAAUGACUCUGCAUGGCUGGCAUCCAAGGGUCACGGGGAUGGCGAGCGGAUGAUCACUAAAAAGGUUCCUCAUGCCCUCGGCGCCGAUGCAGAGGUCCGUGUGGUGACCUCUUGGAUUAGUGCCCCCCUCAUGAUCGGGGCCGAGCAAGUCUCCGAGACAGUCAAUCGCGGUGAGCAAUAUGUCCCGGCUAUUGUGCAAUGGGCCGGUGAUAAAAACCAUACACCCCAUCCGUAUAUGGCCUUGUUCUCUCUAUAUCCGACAGCAUCAACUAUUCAUGCCGUCGCAGGGCCUAACAGCCUUGAGAUUUCGUACCCGAACACCACUCAGGAUGGCACUAAUAUUUUCAGUUUCGCGCUCGCGCAACUGCCGCCAAGCUGGACUCUUCUCAAGAAGAAAGUUGUGGGAGGCCUCGAGGACCUUCCUUGCCUUGAUGUCGCCAUCGACGCAAAAGGGCUAGUAGAGCAACCAGUAAUCUACGGUGCCAGCGUUGAGGAUAAUCGUGUUUACAACAUCUCCUAUGUUGUGCCUUCUGAGUUUACUGGGGUGCCCAAGAUCUCAUUCAAAUUCAAGUACACUUGUUAA